Messenger RNA from Acanthamoeba castellanii str. Neff, 987 nucleotides. RefSeq names its product histone deacetylase 1, putative. The record is from RefSeq and is a predicted model, not a curated record. Gene Ontology annotation, molecular function: histone deacetylase activity. The transcript is spliced from 6 exons. The coding region runs from base 1 to 987 and encodes 328 amino acids. NCBI's taxonomy places the organism in Eukaryota, Discosea, Longamoebia, Acanthamoebidae.
AUGAGCAAGCAGAGGAUCUGCUACUUCUACGAUGGGGAUGUGGGCAACUACUACUACGGAAACGGACACCCGAUGAAGCCGCACCGCAUAAGGAUGACCCACAACCUGCUCCUCAACUAUGGCCUCUACAAGCAGAUGAAGAUCUACAGGCCCAGGCACGCCACAAAGCAGGAGAUGGCGCAAUUCCACGCCGAAGACUACGUCAAAUUCCUAAGAUUGAUCACUCCCGACAACAUGAAUGAGUACACCAAGCAACUGCAAAGAUUCAACGUGGGCGAAGAUUGUCCUGUCUUUGAUGGAAUGUAUCAAUUCUGCCAGAUCUCUUCUGGUGGUUCAAUCGGUGGCGCUGUGAAGCUCAACCACGGCGAGUCCGAUAUCGCCAUCAACUGGGCUGGCGGCCUUCACCACGCCAAGAAGUCGGAGGCCUCUGGCUUCUGCUACAUCAACGACAUCGUGCUGGCCAUCCUCGAACUGCUCAAGUACCACGCGAGAGUCCUGUACAUUGACAUUGACAUUCAUCACGGCGACGGUGUCGAAGAGGCCUUCUACACCACCGACCGCGUGAUGACCGUCUCCUUCCACAAGUACGGAGAGUACUUCCCUGGCACAGGCGACAUCAGGGAUAUUGGAGCACAGAAGGGCAAGUACUAUUCGGUCAACUUCCCGCUGAGGGAUGGCAUCGACGACGAGAGCUACGAGAACAUCUUCAAGCCCAUCAUCCAGAAGGUGAUGGACUGGUACCGGCCGGGAGCGGUCGUGCUCCAGUGCGGCGCGGACUCACUAUCGGGCGAUCGUCUGGGCUGCUUCAACCUCUCGCUCAAGGGCCACGGCGCGUGCGUCGAAUUUGUACAGAGCUUUGGGCUGCCCCUCCUAGUCCUUGGUGGCGGCGGUUACACCAUCCGUAACGUCGCUCGUUGCUGGACCUACGAGACUGCCCUCCUCUUGAAGAAGGACAUCAAUGACGCUCUGCGUUGGCGCCUUGGCUGA